Thamnophis sirtalis is the source of this 587-nucleotide messenger RNA. The record is from RefSeq and is a predicted model, not a curated record. NCBI's taxonomy places the organism in Eukaryota, Metazoa, Chordata, Lepidosauria, Squamata, Natricidae.
AGCGACGCGGGGGGAUCCGGGAAGCUCGACGCCUCGUCUUAGUCCCAGAGGUUUCCCAAAGCCGGCAGUGAUAUAGACCAUUGAUUGAUCGCGGAGGUCGGUCGCUGAAGGAGCUGGCGGGCGCGAUGCAACUUCUCCGAGGUUUCCUGGUAGCUCUUGCCCUGCAUGUGGUGGGCGCGCAGAAGAAAGAUGUGAUUCUUCAGAACAGCAAAACUGAUGGAGCAGUGGUAUCCUUUUUUGAUGUUUGGAAUCGCAGCUCCUGCCAGCCCUUGGAGAAACUGGUCAGUGUUGUAUCAGAAUACCCACAUGAAGUGGAGCACAUGUUCAAACCUUCCUGUGUUUCUUUGCGUCGCUGCUGUGGAUGUUGUAGAGAUGAAGCACUGCAAUGUGUCCCAGUGGAAACGGCCAAUAUCACUAUGGAGCUCAAGAAGAUCAACCCAGAUAAUCAGUUAUCCUUCGUGGAGUUGUCAUUUACUGAACACAGGAAAUGUGAAUGCAGGCCCCGACAAGAUGCUCUGAAGUCAGGGAGGAGGAGACUCAAGGGACGCAGCAAGAAGAAGCGGGGAAAGCAGAGACCCAAAAAUUGA